Messenger RNA from Spinacia oleracea (spinach), 3019 nucleotides. RefSeq names its product CRM-domain containing factor CFM3, chloroplastic/mitochondrial. Gene Ontology annotation, biological process: RNA splicing, via transesterification reactions. Bases 60 to 2822 code for a protein of 920 amino acids. NCBI's taxonomy places the organism in Eukaryota, Viridiplantae, Streptophyta, Magnoliopsida, Caryophyllales, Amaranthaceae. Gene Ontology annotation, molecular function: mRNA binding. The transcript is spliced from 9 exons. The record is from RefSeq and is a predicted model, not a curated record.
UGACAGCCCUCAUCCUCUUGAAAAAAACUGGAAACACCAUGCUCCGGUGAUAAUCGGUUAUGGCAAUUCCAGGGUCACACCAAUAUUCUUAUCACCCUCUCUUAAACCCCACUUCUUCUUCUUCUUCUUCCUUUUCUCUCUCUCCAAAUCUUCACACCCAUUUCCUCCCUCUUCUGAAACCUCUCAAAUUCAGACUUUGUUGUUCACAGAACAACACUAUCCAAACAGAAACCCAGAAAUCCCAACUUCCCAACACCAAUUUUGAGGUUCGGAAGAAGAAAAGGAGGCCAAAACCAAGUUUCUACGAACAAAUUCGUGAUAAAUGGUCUGUCAAACCCAUUACUCAAACCCAGAAAUUUCCAUGGCAGCUUCAGCAACAACAGGAAGAAGAAGAAGAAGAAGACCCACCUUCAAUUUCAGCAUCAAAAAUGGUGGAAAUUCACAAGGAGGUAGAUUUAACUUCUGGGGUUGAAACUCCCAAAUUUUCUGUUAAUUUGAUUCAUGGUAGCAAAAUUGAAGAACCCAUUUCUGAUUUCGGUAGAAAAUUGGAUCAAAAUUUAAGCAAAACAGUUAGUAAUCCUGUUAGUUCUGAUUUUGCUAAUGUUUUGAUUUCAUCUCCAUUUGCUGAGAACAAGAAAUUGACAAAACCUAAGUUAGUUAGUGCUGAAUUGGUGAAAAAAUUAGAUAAGGAUAAUGUUGAGAAAAAGGUUGAUGUUAGAGUGCAAAAAUACAGGAGUAGUGAAGUGGCAUUAUCCAGCAGAAAAAUUGAUGGUGGCGAUUUUCGGAAGGUUAAGGAUGUUAGUGAGAAUUUUGUUAAAGGGAAGAAUACAGACAGGAGUAAUGGAGUGGCAUUAUCUAGCAGAAAAUUUGAUGAUGUUGAUGGUGGCGAUUUUCGGAAGGUUAAGGAGGAUGUUAGUGAGAAUUUUGCUAAAGGGAAGAAUACAGAUAGGUUGCCAUGGGUAUCACAAACUGAAUUGGAUGAAGUUGGUGAAGAUAGGCAGAAGAAGAGCAAGACCGAGGUAGCGGAGAAAUCAAUCCCGGAAUAUGAGCUUACGAGAUUGAGGAAUGUAGCAUUGAGGAUGAAAGAGAGGAUAAAAGUUGGGGAAGCAGGUGUUACACAAGCCUUGGUGGAUGCCAUUCAUGAGAAAUGGAAGAUUGAUGAAGUGGUGAAGAUGAAAUUCGAGGGGCCAUCCACGUAUAAUAUGAAGAGGAUUCAUGAUGCUCUUGAGAGAAGAACGGGAGGCUUGGUGAUAUGGAGAUCAGGUAGUUCGGUAGUGCUAUUCAGGGGAUUAACCUACAAACUAGAUUGUGUACAAACAUAUAAGGAAGAGAAGAAAGUAGAUGUAGAUGCUUCACAUGAUUUAGGAAAACGUGUUUCUGAUGGGGUGAGACCUCAAAAGAUAGUGUCUGAAAAAGAGUCGAUGGAGAUGAGUGAGCUCAACAAUCUAUUGGAUGAGUUGGGCCCGCGGUAUGUAGACUGGUCUGGCCCUCUUCCAUUGCCUGUUGAUGCAGACUUGCUUCCAGCAGUGGUUCCUGGAUAUAGAACUCCAUUCAGACUUCUUCCUUAUGGUGUUCGGCGUUGUUUAAAAGAUGCAGAAACAACAGAGUUUCGUAGGAUUUCAAGGAACACCCAUCCACAUUUUGCUUUGGGGAGGAGCAGAGAACUUCAAGGUCUGGCUGCAGCUAUGGUAAAGUUAUGGGAGAAAAGUGCUAUUGCCAAAAUUGCCAUUAAACGUGGUGUCUUCAAUACUUCCAAUGAGAGAAUGGCUUGGGAGCUGAAGAGACUGACUAGGGGGACAUUACUCUCAAGAAAUAAAGAGUACAUAGUCUUUUAUCGAGGAAAUGACUUCUUGCCCCCAAUUGUAACAGAAUCACUGAAAGAACGGGAAAGGCUGACAAUGAAUCAGUAUCAGGAAGAAGAAGAACGGCGGAAUUCAUUAGCUUUGGUUAAUUCAAACUCCAAAAACAAUAAGGUUCCCAUGGUCGCUGGGACUCUUGCAGAAACUGUUGCCGCAACCUCUCGUUGGGGAAAGCAGCUAAACGAUGAAGAUGUUGAGAAAAUGAUAAAAGACUCAGCUCUGGCUAGACGUGCUUCACUGGUUGCGUAUCAUAAAAAGAAGUUAGCUAUUGCAAAUGAGAAGCUUAAGAAGGCUGAGAAUGCUUUGGAAAAAGUACAGGGAUAUCUAGAGCCGGAAGAGCUCCCUUCAGAUUUAGAAACAAUAACAGAUGAGGAGAGAUUAGUAUUUCGUAGAAUUGGCCUAAGCAUGAAGCCUUUCUUGCUUGUGGGGAGGCGAGAAGUUUUUGAUGGUACCAUAGAGAACAUACAUCUGCACUGGAAAUUCAGGGAGUUGGUGAAGGUAAUUGUGAAGGGUAAAAACUUUUCACAAGUAAAACAUGUAGCGAUUUCUUUAGAGGCAGAGACUGGUGGUGUGCUUGUAUCAAUGGAUAAAACUACUAAAGGGUAUGCAAUCAUCAUUUAUCGAGGAAAGAACUAUCGGCAACCUGUUCGAUUGAGGCCUAGGAAUUUACUAACAAGAAGGCAAGCAUUAGCUCGGUCAAUCGAACUGCAAAGACGUGAGGGAUUGAAGCAUCAUAUCUCAAGUUUACAAGAACAAAUGGAGUUGCUGAAGUCUGAAAUAGAAGAUAUGAAAAGCGGAAAAGAGAUUGAUGAUAAAACGUUUUAUAAGAAAUUAGAUGAUACUGCUAUUCUUUCUGAUGACGAGAUGGAAGAGGAUGAAGAUGAAGAGGCCUACUUGCAAACAUAUGACAGUGGAGAUGAAAAUGGUGCUUUCGUCGGUUCUGAGUCUGAAGAUGAGAAUUGAUCUGGAAUUGGGAUGAAUGGAAAUUAUCAGUGUAUACAGUUUCUUAUGUAUAGCAUAUUUCAGGCUGUGUAUUAAAUUGAAUGUGUACCUUAUGUAUAGCAUAUUGCUUGAUGCAUCUUGUCAGUAAAAAUGAAAAUUUGAUAUGGAGAAUCGGCUGAAAGGCACUUCCUUUUUUAUCAGCAUGACAAUUAUCAUUC